Epinephelus fuscoguttatus (brown-marbled grouper) is the source of this 4624-nucleotide messenger RNA. It is a transcript of the gene adam17b, whose product is annotated as ADAM metallopeptidase domain 17b. Gene Ontology annotation, biological process: Notch signaling pathway; membrane protein ectodomain proteolysis. The transcript is spliced from 18 exons. Gene Ontology annotation, cellular component: plasma membrane. Lineage: Eukaryota; Metazoa; Chordata; Actinopteri; Perciformes; Serranidae. The record is from RefSeq and is a predicted model, not a curated record. The coding region runs from base 238 to 2778 and encodes 846 amino acids. Gene Ontology annotation, molecular function: metalloendopeptidase activity.
UGACUCUGCAGCUCUUCCUGGUUCUUUCGAACUGAAGACGUUUUUUUUUUUUCUCGUGUUCAAACCAUAAAAACUUGAGCUGAACUAAACUCACUCAGCUGUUUCCACAAAUGUGUUUUUAAUCUGAAACUUUUUAUGUAAAGUGUCGAUAAAGUUUUUAAAUCUGAUGCGUCGAGAUUUUUUAAACUGAAACAAGCAGCGACGACCUGAUUUCAUUUUACAUCAGUUUCAUCAAACAUGAAACAACAACUCUUAGUUUUCACCGUUUUUACCAUUUUAACGGAGGCAGCUGUUUCUCCAGCUGCAGACACAACGGAGGAACAUCACGCAGCGUCUCUCAGGUCGAUGCUGGAUGACUUCGACGUGUUGCCUCUCUCCAGCCUGCAGACUCACUCCGUCCGUCGCCGUGACGUCCAAACUCAGACUCAUGUGGAGAAACUGGUCAGCUUUGAUGCCCUGCAGAGGCAGUUCAAACUCUACCUGAGGACCAAUGACCAGCUGUUCACUGAGGACUUCAGAGCCGUGAUCGUAGACGAGGAUGGACAAGAGCAGAGCUACGCUGUCAACAGACACAACUACUUCACUGGACACGUCAUCGGGGAGGAAAACUCUCGAGUCCAGGCUCAUAUUGACGACCACGAAUUCUCUGCUCACAUCCUGACUGACGAGGCCGAGUACAACAUCGAGCCUCUGUGGAGGUUCACGUCGGCGCCGCCUGAUGGUCGUCUGCUGAUCUACCGCUCAGAGGACAUCAGGAACCUCAGCCGCCUGCACCAGCCUUCAGUCUGCGGCUACAUGACCUCUGACCCCGCCCAACUCCUCCCUGACGGCGUUAAAGCAGCCAUGUUGGAGGAUGGAGAGGAAGAAGAGGAGUCUGUGAUCAGAGGGAAGCGUCAGGUCCACGACCACAGGAAGAACACCUGUCCUCUGCUGCUGGUGGCCGACCAUCGCUUCUUCAAACACAUGGGCCGCAAGGAGGAGAGCACCACCCUCAACUACCUGAUCGAACUGAUUGAUCGAGUGGACGACAUCUACAGGAACACGUCGUGGGACGAAGAGUUCACAGGUUAUGGAGUUCAGAUCCAGCAGAUCAUUAUAGAGAAGGUUCCCACUGAGGUGGAGCCAGGGAAAAGUCACUACAACAUGAAGGGAAGUCCAGCGGAGGAUCGAGACGUCUGGGACGUCAAGAAGCUGCUGGAGCAGUUCAGUGUUGAUAUCGCAGAGAAAGCCUCCAACGUCUGCCUGGCUCACCUCUUCACCUAUCAGGACUUUGACGAAGGCACUCUGGGUCUGGCCUACGUUGCCCCGUCCAAACCGGACAUCCCGGGAGGUCUCUGCUCCAAAGCCUGUCCUCCAUCUGCAAACGAACAAAGAGCGAUCUACCUCAACACAGGUCUAACCAGCACCAAGAACUACGGGAAGACCAUCCUGACUAAGGAAGCAGACCUGGUGACGACUCACGAGCUCGGCCAUAACUUUGGAGCAGAACACGACCCAGACAACAUCCGGGACUGCGCCCCCCGAGAGGACCAAGGAGGGAAGUACGUCAUGUACCCCAUCGCCGUUAGCGGAGACCACGUCAACAACAAGAUGUUCUCCAACUGCAGUAAACGCUCCAUAGUGAAGCGUCUGAGGGCGAAGGCGCCGACCUGCUUCAAGCAGAGGAACAUUAACGUGUGCGGUAACUCUCGGGUGGAGCAGGGGGAGGAGUGUGACCCGGGACUGCUGCACAUCAACUCGGACAGCUGCUGCACCGCCGAGUGCAGGCUGAAAGCUGGAGCUCAGUGCAGUGACAGGAACAGUGCGUGCUGUAAAAACUGCAGGUUUGAGUCUGAAGGUGAAGUCUGUCAGGAGCCCAUCAACGCCACCUGUAAAGGACACUCGUACUGUACAGGAAAAAGCAGCGAGUGUCCUCCGCCGGAAAACGCCUCCGAUAAAACCAUCUGUCUGGACAGCGGAGAGUGUCUUAACGGAGAGUGUGUUCCCUUCUGUCAGGCCGUCUUAAAGCUGCAGCCGUGCGCCUGCAACGAAACCAACUCGUCCUGUAAAGUCUGCUGUCGCAGCAGCAGCGGCGUCUGCGCUCCCUACCAGGACGCAACAGGCAACUUCCUGUUCCUACGUAAAGGCAAACCCUGCACCGUGGGAUUCUGUGACGGAGCGGGGAAGUGUAUGAAGCAGGUUCAGGACGUGGUGGAGCGUCUGUGGGACUUCAUCGAUAAACUGGACAUUAACACGUUCGGGAAGUUCCUGGCUGAUAACAUCGUGGGGUCGGUGGUGGCAUUCUCGCUGCUGUUCUGGGUCCCUUUCAGCAUCCUGGUCCACUGUGUGGACAAGAAACUGGACCAACAGUACGAACAGACGACCAAGUCUCUGUUCUUCCCCAGUAAUGCCGAGCUCCUCAGCAGCCUGGAGUCUGCAUCUGUCCGGAUCUUCAAACCUCCAACCUUCCCCACCAGCACCUCCUCCGCCGGGCUGCGCUUCCAGUCGUCCAGCCCCCAACAGACCAGUACCCCUCCUGUCCCUGGUUCCGCCCCCGACCCCGCCCUCAGCCACCUUCCUCUGGACAGCCCCCGCAUGGCCACCAUCCAGGAGGACCCCAGCUUGGACUCGCACCUGGACGAGGACGCACUGGAGGAGGCGUUCGGGCGGCCAGUGGGGUCAGCUCAGCGCUCCUUCGAGGACCUGACGGAGAAAAGUGUGACGAGUCGCAGCGACAAGGCUCUGAUGUUAAGACUGAAAAGACAACAUCAGAUCGACACCAAAGAGACGCAGUGCUGAGAGGACUCACCUGUCCUCACCUGCAGAGACCAGGACACGCAGCAGGCGGAGUCACUGCUCAGUGUUUUCGUUGUCAGGUCCUCGUGUGACUUUUUUAACCUGCUCUGUCCCACAGCCCGCCGCACUGCGUCCACUUCAGGGUCCGUCCUCACCGUGGGUUUAAAGUCUGUGUCCAUGCUGUCCCUCUGAAGCUGUUACAGUUUGUUUGAUUUUUGGUUCUUACUGACUCUGUGAUCUGCAGCUGAACGUCAUCAGGUGACGAAACAAAGUGAAAACAGGUUUUCUGCCUGAUCUGAUGUCAUACUGUGACAUCAUCACCUGACAGUGACAUCAUUAGCCACCUGUCUUUACUCUACAUUCAUAGAUUUUAUUCCCCAACGCCCCAUUUAAGCUCUUGAGUGCCCCAUACCAGGUAAUUUAAGUUCCCAAAUGACCCACACUUAGUUUAGUUCCCACAUCCCACUCACUUAAGUUCCCAAAUGCCAUGCACUAAUUUUAGUUCUUGAAUGCCCCACACUCAUUUUAUUUCCUAGACACCCCGCACUAAUUCUAGUUCCCAGAUGCCCCACACUCUUGUAUUCCCACAUGUCACACACUUUCACACAAGUUUCCAAUCCCCUGGGGCUAAUUUUAGUUCCCCGACGCCCCACACUCACUUGAGUUCCCAGAUACCCCGUACUAAUUUGAGUUCCCACACUCACAUUAGUUUCAGAACCCGCCCCCUUCAUCAUCUGCUUUCAUGGAGUCUGAUUCUGAAUGAGUCACCUGAUAAAAUAAACGUUGAACCUUCAGGGUUUUUUUUUUUCCAAAAACAAAAACAAAAAGCUUUAAAACAUUCAAAGACCAACAGAGCUGCAAUUUAACAGAGUUCUGCUGUUGUUGUUUUUUAAGUGAAAUGCCAAAGAUUUGACGCCUUCAGCUGCUUUUUAAUGAACAUUUAUUACAGUUACAUUAAAUUUCUGUGUUUUAGACAGUUUAUCUGAAAAUCAACAGCUGUGGUUUUAAAUUCGUGCUGCUGGAGACAGUCUGUUGGAGAAGUAAAAGUACCUCAAAAUUCUACAUUAGUAAAUGUAUUUAUUUACAUUUCAUCACUGUCCACGAGAUACUUUUAUUUUUUAUUUCUGCACUUAAAUCCGACACAUCAGAUGUUUUAAACCAAACGUUACAUUAUUUACAGCAUUUUGAAACCAACAUCUUUCUCAGAGCGAACUCUCGGCUAUUAUUACGCUUUUAUUAAGUGUUGUUUUAUUUUGACGUCUGAAAGUCAAACUGUUGUUUUUAUUUUAUAAAUGACAAUCAGAGCUGUGUGCCUUAUCUUCUUCUGUGGUAUUGAAAAAUGCACUUCAGUCAGUAUUUUUAUACAUUAGAGAUGUGUGUUUAGUGUGUUGUGUACUGUUUGUGUUGUUUACAUUCAGAUGAUCGCGUGCCAUAUUCUGUAAACACGUCUUUGUUACGUUCACUGAGUAUUAAUACGUUUCAAGUCAAACACGUUUGUUUGUUUGUGUGGCUGUGUUUACCCGUCAGUCUGACUGCUGUUUCAAAAUAAAAUGUUUCAGUUUUUACGUGAGAAAAGUUUUCUGAGAACUAAAUUUAUUGUUCAGUAAUUUGUAAGAAUGUUCUGUGAUAUGUUUAAUCAGCCUCACAGAGUACGGAAGACAGAAGAUGCCAAAAUCGAAAAGAAAUAAAUGUAGAAUUUUUUUUUAAAAUUAAAAUGCUAUUAAAUAUGCCAAAAAUAACAAUAAACACAUUUACAUAUUAAUAAAAUAACAAUACACACAAAAGUAAAUGAAUAUAAAUGUUAGUACAAAUGAAAAAAAUAAAGAGGCAAAACAGAAAUAUUAAUUUA